This is a messenger RNA of Phytophthora infestans T30-4, 1041 nucleotides long. RefSeq names its product elicitin-like protein. The record is from RefSeq and is a predicted model, not a curated record. The transcript has 2 exons. Lineage: Eukaryota; Oomycota; Peronosporomycetes; Peronosporales; Peronosporaceae. Bases 1 to 1041 code for a protein of 346 amino acids. Gene Ontology annotation, cellular component: extracellular region.
AUGCGUCUGCUCUUCCUCUCGCUAUGGAUUCUUUGCUGCUUUGAUAACGCUAUCAACGCCGCCGAAUGCACCGACGCUGAAGAUAAAAGUAUCACGGACGCGUACGCUGCAGCGGCAGCUACGAGCGCGUGUUCCAGCUACGCGAGCACCAACAUCUUGAUCCUCAUCACUCCUCCAUGCUCUGCAACAGACUGCGUUGGCGUCAUGACCGAACUAGCCAGCACCAUCCCGAACCGCACGUCGUCAGGACUCUCAACGUCUGAGAAAGAUCAACUGCUUCGAUCUCUCGAUAUUUGCGCCACGCCAGCUCCUACUCCCGCGUCCACAGCAUCAACAAUCAACUGUACGAGCGCAGAAGCUGAAGCCACGUUCAACGCCUCCUACGAAGCCGCCAACGGCACGUGUGCCAGCUCCACGAACAUGGAACAAUACAGCAUCAUCAUCGACACCGAGUGCACCUCUCCAUGUGCUCAAGCCGUACGAGAUUUCGCUCAUACCUUACCGAACUGCUACUACCGAUUAUCGAACGAAAACACCAACAAGAAGCAAGAUAUCGCUACACAAUUCAGCUACUGCGAGACGCUGAGCAACGCUACAAAUAUCAGUAUUUACGCUGAUUCCGUCGAUAAUCUCUUAGGUUCUACAGCUGGCGUGGCGACGGUAGAGCCCAGCUGCACGGCAGAGGGGAUUGAAGACACGGUGGCCUUCUACAUGACUGUAGCAGCGAACGAGUCGUGUGUGAAGGACGCGUCCAUUUGUGCCUACGAUAUCCACGUGAACACCGACUGCGAUUUCCCGUGCGGCCGACUCGUUCGACGUCUCGGAUACGACGUACCACGGUGCUACUUCAACCACAAGAACCACCGCGAAUCUCUGAUUAGUAGCUGGUAUCAAUGCGAAUGGAUCGUCAACCCAGUGGAUAUUUCCUUUAGCUUCCACUACGAGAGCAUCUUUAACGCCACAGUAAACUCGUCGAGCACAUUGUUGGGAGUUGUGGCUCUUAGACACGCCUCCCGAAUUGCUCUGCUUCCUGAGCAUUGA